GUUGAAACAUUCAAUUUAAAGAGCUGAACUUAGGGCAUUGCAUUUUGGACUGUGGACGGACUUUUGGCGCAAUGCAAGAUCCGGGGAGAUUCCCACGAGCACAUUCUUUUCUUCUCCUCAUCAACACACUCAAUACCACCCUCCAAUACCACCAGGUUCAGUUUUCAGACUUCAAGCUCUAUGCUUCAAAUUUAAUCCCAGACCUUCAUAUCAUCAAUCUCAACAAUCUCAACGUCAAUCUUGAACAAACCUGGUCAAGAAUAAUCGGGAACAUCGAACCAAGGCAACAACAUGCCUUCCAGUAAAGAGCUUCCGGACUACUACCAUGUUUUCGGUCUGAGCAGAGACUUCACAGAAACAGAAAUCAAAAUCCAGCACCGCAGACUCGCUUUUCAACACCACCCUGACAAGAACCCCAACAAUCCAAAUGCAACGGCGUACUUCCAACUCAUCAACGCUGCAGCCGAAGUCCUCACCGACCCAGUCACCCGUCGCUAUUACCACAACCAAUAUGACAAACAGCAAGUCGAAACAGCAUCUCAGCGCGACAAAAUCAAAGCUUGGAAGGGCUGGCCUUCUGCUGACUAUGGAAGCGAGUACACGUGGGCACCUCCCAAGGAACAUGAGUACACAUGCAAGAUCAAGUGCGAGGAAGAAGGAAGGGCGAAGAAAGAACCCACUGGAGAAGAAACGAGAUCGAGCCCGAAACAGAAAGAGGUUGAGGUCCCAGAGUUUUGGGAGCAUGUAAUCUUAGAUGUUCCUUCAGAUGAAAAGGAAAAUAGAACGGAAGAGAAUGAGGAGAAAGAGAAGAAAACCUUAUUUGAAGAUACCACGCCCAAACGCGAAAGAGUCUUCGAAAAACGACAAAGCAACUACCGUAAAGCCUGUACAGAAGACCAAUAUCUCGCAGACGCGUUUACAGGGUACUUCUACGUAGCUGAGGACGACCCAGAACAAGACGAAGUCGACAGCCCGGAUUUCUGGGAUUUCAUUUAUGAGUGUGAAUAUGAUUCCAACUUGAAGGAAGACGAUCUUAAUAUGGGGGUCGUGGAGAAGAUGGAGAAGCAUGCGAAAGACAAGAAGGAGGGGAGGGGGAGGGAUAAGAAGGCGUACGAGGAGUGA
Messenger RNA from Cadophora gregata, 1122 nucleotides. RefSeq lists its product as uncharacterized. The record is from RefSeq and is a predicted model, not a curated record. Lineage: Eukaryota; Fungi; Ascomycota; Leotiomycetes; Helotiales; Ploettnerulaceae. The coding region runs from base 292 to 1122 and encodes 276 amino acids. The transcript has 2 exons.